AUGACAGCAGGGUCCCAGGGUCCACGUCCACUCAUCCUGGGCCUGCUGCUGUGUGCGCUUGGCCCUGCCCUGACGCAGGGUGGGAAGCUGUUGGUGGUCCCCAUAGACGGCAGCCGCUGGCUGAGUUUGGUCGGGAUCGUCCAGCAGCUGCAGCGCAAGGGACAUGACAUAGUGGUCCUCGCACCCGACGCCUCCAUGUACGUUAAAGAAGGGGCAUUUUACACCUUGAAGAGGUAUCCCGUGCCAUUCCGAAGGGAGGACUUGGAAGUGGCUUUUAUAAACCUUGGGCGUAGUGUUUUUGAGAACGACCCUUUUCUGCAGCGCAUGGUCAAAAUAUACAAGAAAAUCAAAGAUGACUCAGCUCUACUCUUUUCCGCCUGCUCCCAUUUACUGCACAACAAGGAGUUGAUGUCCUCCCUGGCAGAAGGCAGCUUUGAUGCUGUACUGACGGACCCUUUCCUUCCCUGCGGCCCCAUCGUGGCCCAGUGCCUGGCUGUACCUGCUGUGUUCUUCUUGAAUGGACUGCCAUGCAGCCUGGACUUCCAGGGUGCCCGGUGCCCCAACCCACCGUCCUAUGUGCCCAGGCCUCUGUCCUUUAACUCAGAUCGCAUGACCUUCCUGCAGCGGGUGAAGAACAUACUCAUUGCCUUGUCAGAGAGCUUUCUGUGCAAUGUGGUUUAUUCCCCGUACGCACCACUUGCCUCGGAAGUCCUUCAGAAAGAUGUGACUCUCCAGGACCUUAUGAGCUAUGCAUCUAUCUGGCUUCUCAGAAGUGACUUUGUAAAUAAUUACCCAAGGCCCAUCAUGCCCAAUACAGUUUUUAUUGGUGGGAUCAACUGCGCUAGCAAAAAGCCACUAUCUCAGGAAUUUGAAGCCUAUGUAAAUGCUUCUGGAGAACAUGGAAUUGUGGUCUUCUCUCUGGGCUCAAUGGUCUCAGAGAUUCCGGAGCAGAAAGCUACGGAAAUUGCUGAUGCUUUGGGCAAAAUACCUCAGACAGUCCUGUGGCGGUACACUGGGACUCCACCGCCGAAUCUUGCGAAGAAUACAAAACUUGUCAAGUGGCUGCCCCAAAAUGAUCUGCUUGGUCACCCAAAGACUCGGGCCUUUAUCACACAUUCCGGCUCCCACGGUGUUUAUGAAGGAAUAUGUAAUGGUGUUCCGAUGGUGAUGAUGCCCUUGUUUGGUGAUCAGAUGGACAAUGCAAAGCGCAUGGAGACCCGAGGGGCCGGAGUAACCUUGGACAUCCUGGAAAUGAGUUCAAAAGAUUUAGAAAAUGCCCUGAAAACUGUCAUCAGUGACAAAAGCUAUAAGGAAAACAUCAUGCGCCUCUCUAGCCUUCACAAGGACCGCCCCAUGGAGCCUCUAGACCUGGCUGUAUUCUGGGUGGAGUUUGUGAUGAGGCACAAGGGGGCGCCACACCUGCGCCCUGCGGCACAUGACCUCACCUGGUACCAGUACUACUCUUUGGAUGUGAUCGGCUUCCUCCUGGCGGUCGUACUGACAGUCAUCUUCGUCACCUUUAAGGGCUGUGCCUUUGCCUUCCGGAAAUGCUUCGGGAAAAAAGAGCGAGUGAAGAAAUCUCAUAAAUCCAAGGCACACUGAGAACUGGGUUGGAAACUUGCAAAAAGAGUCACAGGUUAAAUUCAUGUUAUGCUUAUUCAAGAAAUACUUUGCCAGAAAAUAACACCCCAGAGUGUGUCUUAAAAAAUAAAAAUGAUCUAAACAUUAGUCACACAUAUAGGUAGAGAUAUUUAAAUAUCUUUUCUGCUCCCUCCAGUAUCUUUAAUCUGGACUACACGUGUCAUCUUUCAAAUCACUUGCAAAGAGGGUUGGAUAGGUCCCUCCUUCAAUCUGCAGUACUUUACCUACUCAGAAAUGGGGCCUGUUUGGGAGCCACCGCUUCCCACCACCGCUCCCCCCUCACCCCCGGAUGAGUUGUAACCUCAACUUCUGGCAUCUGUAGGUGGUUGUGAUAGAUUCCUUUACCAAUAAUGCCUGGUUCUAAAUUAUGCUCAUGCUUCCCAGAUGUCACUUUGUGCAUUUAAGUAAGGAAACAUUUAUUCCUUGUACUUGAUAUGAUAUGAAUGAACGGUAUAGAUUUCUGACUUUGGGGGGAACGAAUGAUGUAUAAAAUUGAUGGGUGAUAUGCCUGAGCAGAUAGUCAUUGCUUGAGCCAAAUGGAUCUGAGUUUGACAAAAGCCUAAAUUAUAGAGACUGGCAAGUAUAUUUUCUCUGAUGUAAUAACUAAAAACAUAUUAAUAAAUUCGUAUAAAUUAUA
Messenger RNA from Lagenorhynchus albirostris (white-beaked dolphin), 2278 nucleotides. RefSeq names its product UDP-glucuronosyltransferase 1A1-like. The record is from RefSeq and is a predicted model, not a curated record. Gene Ontology annotation, molecular function: UDP-glycosyltransferase activity. The transcript has 5 exons. Lineage: Eukaryota; Metazoa; Chordata; Mammalia; Artiodactyla; Delphinidae. Bases 1 to 1602 code for a protein of 533 amino acids.